AUGUACACCUAUCAGAAGAACCGAGCUGCCCGAGUGCGAGUGGGUAAAGGAGACAAGCCUGUGACCUAUGAAGAGGCGCAUCCUCCACAUUAUAUUGCACACAGAAAAGGCUGGUUGUCUCAGCACACAAGUAACUUGGAUAGAGAGGGCAGCACAGCAGAACGCACCGUAAAAGACGUCUUCAUCCGCAGGUUUAUAUUCGGCACAUUCCACGGCUGCCUGGCUAACGAGAUUGUGAUUAAGCGCCGUGCCAAUCUGCUAAUCAUCUGUGCUAUCUUUAUCCGAAAGUUUCCCAAACAGAAGUUCUCCUUCCUGAUUGGCUACACAGAAACACUUCUUUCCUUUCUGUACAAAUGCCCCAUCAAAAUGGAGGUGCAGACUGUCAUUUAUAAAUAUCUGUAA
Messenger RNA from Xenopus laevis (African clawed frog), 402 nucleotides. RefSeq names its product 28S ribosomal protein S24-A, mitochondrial (gene mrps24.L). Lineage: Eukaryota; Metazoa; Chordata; Amphibia; Anura; Pipidae. The coding region runs from base 1 to 402 and encodes 133 amino acids. The transcript is spliced from 3 exons. The record is from RefSeq and is a predicted model, not a curated record.